AUGGGCAAUCUUAACUUUAUCGGUGACCCCACAAUGGCCUGUCACAUACAGAGUUGUAGGUGGGAACUGAAUACCAUUCUUCUAAACACGGAGACCAAGGAAGAUGUGAACUACGAAGUGCGUCGCUACGAUGGAGGGAAAUUUGCCUGUGUGGACACCGAUAGUCGGUCAUUUGACGAGGCUUCGAGGGAGGCUGUGCUUAAGCUGCUUAAGUACAUGGGAGGCAGCAACGAUAAAGGUGUUGGGAUGGGAAUGACUGCCCCAGUGUCUAUGAUUGCUUUCCCAAAGGCAGAUGGCUCGUUGUCAGGGAAGCUGAAGGUCGGGCUUCGUCUUCCCACUAAAUUUCAAGUUGAACCACCAAAGCCAAUAGACGAGGGCAUCCGGAUUGAAGACCGGCCAGGAAUGACUGUUUAUUCCACGCAAUUUGGAGGCUAUGCAAAAGAGGCAGAUUACCGAUUUCAUGCAAACCGCCUAAUGACUGUGCUGGGAGAUGGUGCACCUUACCAGAGAAAUCAGUAUCUGUGUAAUGGUUAUGAUCCUCCCAUGAAGCCCUACGGACGUCGCAAUGAGGUGUGGCUCCUGCAGGAAGAGCCGUAAAUCAUGGGGGAAAUAAAUCUGAUAACAAAAUGACAGCCAUAGCUGUGAGAGCACGUACGUGUGCAUGUGUGUCUCUCUGUACAUGUGUAUACCUGUGACCAAGUGUGGGGGGUGUGGUUCCUGUUGAGAUGGGAUAUAUCGAUUCUCCAAACUCUUCAAGACAGUAUGUUGAAAAGUUGUGGGAAAGCAAGGUUAAAGGGUAAAUAAAACAUUUCUCGGGUGGAUCAACAAGGCCACACUCCCUGCCCUGUGUAAUGUCACCUCAAAUUUCACCCCUACCCAGAAAGGCUUCUCAGGUGCUCUGAGUGGUCAUUUUAGAAGAAAUUGACCCUCUUGCUUAAUAAUAUAAGCACACAGUGUAAAAUAGGGCGACCAUACUGCCUACAAUCAGGCUUUGAUUUACUUGUUUUGUUUUUUUGUUUGGGUGAGGUUGGGUAAUGUAGAAGCUGAAAAAUUGAAAACCAUGCAAUGAUGUGAAAAUGUAUGAAGAAUUAAUUCUUUUAUUUACUGUCUCAGGAAGAAAUGGUGUCUAGCUGAUUGUUCAUUAUGUCCAGUUGUAUCUUGUUAACCUUGCCAGCUCCGUUUGGAAUUUAAUUACAAUAAACAUUUUCAAUAAUCAGAAAACCAAA
This is a messenger RNA of Polypterus senegalus (gray bichir), 1226 nucleotides long. Its product is annotated as heme-binding protein 1-like. The record is from RefSeq and is a predicted model, not a curated record. The coding region runs from base 1 to 597 and encodes 198 amino acids. NCBI's taxonomy places the organism in Eukaryota, Metazoa, Chordata, Cladistia, Polypteriformes, Polypteridae. The transcript has 6 exons.